ACUUGGCCUUCAUCUUUAUCAAAAAGCGUUGGCAGUCUUUGUUGUUUGGUAAACUUUCAUAGUUUUUAUGGCACACAAAGAAUCUGUCAUGAAGGAUUCGAUUGAGUUCCCGCGAAGUGAUGUCAGAACAGCACAGCAUUGUGCCCAAUGCACGGCUCAUGGUAAAAUCGCUCCCCUGAAAGGGCACAAGAAAAUAUGUCCUUACAAAGAUUGCACUUGCGUUCCUUGCAUGUUGGUGAUCACCAAGCGAAGGAUAAUGGCGCAACAAGUGAGAAUGAAACGAUUACAGGAGCGAAAACACGGCAUACGACGCACCAAGAGGAGACGAGACUCCACACGAAGUCAAACGAUUCAGGUGCCGAAAGCAAGAGAAGCCGAAGAACUUCCUUAUGAUGUUCAUGUUGAUAUGUAUGAGAAAGAUGAACAUGAUGUGUGCUCAAAAAUGCCAACUUUUGACGAGAUAAAUGGUUGGACAACUGCUUCUGGAUCUCCAUUUCAUGAGGAAAAUGCAAAAUGCCCAAGUAACAAUCAUCAAUGGUGCCCCAUCAGUCCCAUGCAGUUUUCACACAUCCAUCCAUUACAACUUCAACCUGUGUCAUCUUUUCUCCAGUCGAUGUCUCCAUCAAUCACCAUGGCAACAAAUUACAUGCCAUCACCAAUGUCCGAUAGUGAGAUACUGUCUCUGAACCACAUCCAAACGCAGCCUGUGUAUUACACGCCAUCCAGUUAUGCCUAUGGUCUGCAACAAAGCAACCAGCUUUCUCCGUACUCUAAUGAAAAUGGCUAUUCGCCUUUGGAUGUUUUGCCUGGAAUUAGGAAAGGCUAUCCGUUGUCUAUGGAUGCGGCCCAAGCAUUGCUGACUCUUCAUACUGGAGAUGAAUAGUUUUUACUUACUCUAAAAUGUUUCAGUUUUCACAGUUUUGAAAUGAAUUAUGUAAUUAAUCAAUCAACUUAUUGAUUAUUUGUUCAGAGAGACAAGGGGUUUUUGAGACCAACAUGUUUUCAAGCAGUUAGCCAGUUAUAACUUUUUUAUGCAAAGCAAAAGAAGACAGUUUUUUAUUUAUCAAUUCAAUGUUGUAAUUUUAACUUUCGAUGGAAGUGAUUAAAAAGUUUGAAGUUUGAA
This is a messenger RNA of Xenia sp. Carnegie-2017, 1123 nucleotides long. RefSeq names its product protein male abnormal 3-like. Gene Ontology annotation, biological process: sex differentiation; regulation of transcription by RNA polymerase II. Gene Ontology annotation, molecular function: RNA polymerase II cis-regulatory region sequence-specific DNA binding; DNA-binding transcription factor activity, RNA polymerase II-specific. NCBI's taxonomy places the organism in Eukaryota, Metazoa, Cnidaria, Anthozoa, Malacalcyonacea, Xeniidae. The coding region runs from base 68 to 883 and encodes 271 amino acids. Gene Ontology annotation, cellular component: nucleus. The transcript has 2 exons. The record is from RefSeq and is a predicted model, not a curated record.